This is a messenger RNA of Ctenopharyngodon idella (grass carp), 2934 nucleotides long. It is a transcript of the gene ccr10, whose product is annotated as chemokine (C-C motif) receptor 10. Gene Ontology annotation, biological process: immune response; G protein-coupled receptor signaling pathway. Gene Ontology annotation, molecular function: G protein-coupled receptor activity. Bases 325 to 1566 code for a protein of 413 amino acids. The transcript is spliced from 2 exons. NCBI's taxonomy places the organism in Eukaryota, Metazoa, Chordata, Actinopteri, Cypriniformes, Xenocyprididae. Gene Ontology annotation, cellular component: membrane. The record is from RefSeq and is a predicted model, not a curated record.
AGUGUCACAGAUGUUUUUUGUUUUGCAACACCAUCUUAGGGUGUUCAACUAAGAAAUCAACGACCACACUUAAACACGCCUCCUUCAGAGAUGUUUAUCGGUUUCUUUGUGCUUUAGAUGUUUUGGUGUGAAAUGUGGGGCAAUGCAAAGUCAGCCAAACAAAGAAGUAAAAGACCAAAUAGGGUGACAGGCAGAGCACCAUCCUUCUCUCAGAGUGACACUGGCCCCCAAACAGCAGAGAACUUCAGAUACAAACCACUGAGGUCUGAAUUACAGAGAAGAGACUCAUAAUACAAGAGAUCCUGAAGAUCCACACUCAGAGGUAUGGCGAGCUCUGAUUCAACUACAGAAGACUUUACAGGCCUAACUUUUGAUUAUGGGUUGAAUUACACUGAUUUUGAAGCCAACGUCACUGAAUUAGCAGAGCUUUGUGAAGCCAGCAGAGAGCAGGAGCUGACCAUUACUGCUGUCCAGACGACCGUCUUCCUCAUCGUCUUCAUCUUGGGUGUAAUUGGGAACGGGCUGGUCAUUGCCACAUUCGCGCUGUACCGCCGUCUACGUCUACGCUGCAUGACCGACGUCUUCCUCUUCUAUCUUGCUCUGUCUGACAUGCUGCUUCUGCUGACUCUUCCGCUACAGACAGGAGAGGUGCUGAUUGGCAGCUGGGUGUUCGGAGAGGCGCUGUGCAAGCUAAAUCGGGGCAUGUAUGCCAUCAACACCUGCAGCGGUCUGCUAUUGUUGGCGUGCAUUAGUGUCGAUCGCUAUUUGGUGGUGGUUCGCACCAAGGCGGUGCGGAAUAAGGGUUCUGGGAUGCUGUUUUACAGCACGCUUUCUGCGUUUGGCGUCGCAGUAACCUCUAUCAUCCUGAGCCUGCCAGACCUGUGCUUCAGCUCCAUAGACAACAACAUGGGUUCAGACGACCUCUUGUGCGAUAUGAAAGUUUGGGGCGAUGAAGUGAGUAAAUGGAAGCUGUGGGCCCAGAUGGCAAAGAUCGCAGGGUUCUGCAUCCCUUGCGUGGCGAUGGUGGUGUGUUACGGUGCUAUCGGACGCGUGCUGAUCCGUGCCGGUGGCAAAUGCUGGCGUAGACAGAGGACCCUGCGUUUGAUGGCAUUGCUGGUGGUUCUUUUCCUGCUUUUCCAGUUACCUUACACUGUGGUACUGCUGAUUAAAAUAUUCACACCCAAACCGAAAAUCUGCGAAAAGUGGACCAGGUUCCACCUCUUGGAAAACGUGACACGCAAUCUGGCCUGCGUGAGGUGCUGCCUGAACCCUCUGCUUUAUGCGCUGGUUGGCGUCCGAUUCCGAAAUGACAUCAUCAGGCUGUUGACGGAUGCUGGGUGUGUGUGUGCGUGUGUGUCGCAUAUAAUGCCUCACCAUGAGAACGGAAGCUCUGUUACGCCGUCCUCCCCGGCUCCAACCACUCUUUCACCCAUCUCCUCUACUUACCAAUCCUCCAAGAAAACACCUGGCUCAGACACACCUGCUGCAAACACAGGCCAAACAUUCAUUUUCCCCACACCUAUAUCUGGUAAAGUGACUUCGGUCAUAAGCUGGUGUCAUCAAUGACUUACCGGGCACAUCUGAUGACCUGCAAUAAAUUACUUCUCAGUUUAAAAGUGAAAAGAGACAGAGUUUCAUGUAUACAAAUCUUUUUUUCAACUUUCACAGCUUUAAAGGGGUCAUGAACUGCGUUGUUUUAUUGUUUUAUAAUGUUUCCUGGGGUGCACUUAUAAUGUUAGUAUGCUUUUUACAUCAAAAUUGUCAUAAUUUAGAAAUAAAAUGCUUUUUUUCCUACCCUGAUUUUAGCCCGCUUAUUUGAAUGCUCUGUUUUAAGGGGCGUGUCUGCUGUGAGACUUAAGUGUAAACGCCCACCUCUGUGAUUGGCUAACAUCUUUCCAUCUGAAAUAGCUAAGUAUUACUCUCUCUAAAACUUUUAGCACAUUUUUACUAUUACAGUUCUCAAGGUUAACUAAUCGUGAAAAGUGUUGAUUGUAGCAUUACAUUUAAAUCUAUGGCAUUAUAUUUAGAUCGUGGCAUGAAAAGUUGCAGUGAUGAACACUGUAGCCAAUCACAGACAUGAAGCAGAGAUCUCAUCAUUGCAACUCGAUUUUUGCACACUAACGAAUGCUUUCAUCAUAACUAACAGUGCAAAUGCUUUGUAACUAAGAGAAUCGUUCAAUAAAAUGGGAAUUUUGGCGCAAGUCCAGAACUCAGUCACUGAUAAACUUGCGCUGUUUGAUUGACAGCUCCUGCGAUUGUAAAGGGAGCGUGCAUUGAUCACUUUCUAUAUAUAAAUAACCAUAUUCCUAGCAUUAGGAUCCUUUGAAAGGUAAUGUUAUUUUUAGUCGUGUAUUGCUCUUCUCUCCUCGUCAUCUCACUAACAUGUCAGUGGGCGGGGCUAACAUUGCAAUGAUGAAGUAGGCGUUGAUUUCUUCUGUGGAGGCAGCAUUUCACAUAUCUAUGACAGGCACAUUCCAGGACCAAUCGUUCGCUGGGCCUGGUGUCAAUAAAAGCUUUUAUUGGACUAACAAUUAAGUUUUCAGUUUUGAAAAUUACAGGAUAUUCUUAUAGUACGAUGACCUCUUAUACAUCAAAGGCUCAAGUAAAAGUUGAUUUCUCAAUUCAUGACCCCUUUAAAUCAGCACCAUAAAAAUAUGAAAUCUUACUGAGGCUCAUAAUAAUUUUAUUUUCUCUUUAUUUAGUUUGUUGUGCUAGUCUAAAAAUGUUAGGUUUCAUAAUUUCUACAUUUUGACUGUUUUGGCUAACUUCAACAGAGCCAGCGAACAAAAACAGCAGGGUGUUUCAUUUGCUCCCAAUAACAUCCUGACUUCUUUUCCUGCUUACAAAGUUAAAAAAAAAUUAAUACAUUAAAAAAAUAUUUUGCUUUAAAUAAAUUGUGCAUAAUUUUUACCAUUAAAAUAAAUGUUUGUUGUA